Messenger RNA from Arabis nemorensis, 2445 nucleotides. The record is from the annotation of a GenBank genome assembly. Lineage: Eukaryota; Viridiplantae; Streptophyta; Magnoliopsida; Brassicales; Brassicaceae.
AUGGGAGGUAGUAGCGGCGGCGGAGGUUCAUACCGGAGCGGCGGCGAUUCCGACGUGGAAGUGGAAGAUUACGAGGUUGAUGAUUUCAGAGAAGGGAUUGUAGAAUCUCGAGGAAACAGAUUUAAUCCUCUCACGAAUUUCUUAGGGUUAGAUUUCGUCGCCGGUAACGGAGGAGGAAAGUUCACCGUCAUUAAUGGAAUCAGAGAUAUCUCCAGAGGCUCCAUUGUUCAUCCCGAUAACCGGUGGUACAAGGCGUGGACAAUGUUCAUAAUGAUAUGGGCACUUUACUCUUCUUUCUUCACUCCAUUGGAAUUCGGAUUCUUCAGAGGAUUACCAGAGAAUCUCUUUAUCCUCGAUAUCGUUGGCCAAAUCGCUUUCUUAGUCGAUAUCGUCUUAACAUUCUUCGUUGGUUAUAGAGAUAGCCGAACUUAUAGAAUGGUCUAUAGACGCAGCUCAAUCGCUUUACGGUACUUGAAAUCAACAUUUAUUAUUGAUCUACUUGCUUGUAUGCCAUGGGAUAUAAUCUACAAGUCUGCAGGUGAAAAAGAAGAAGUGAGAUACUUAUUGUUGAUAAGGCUAUAUCGAGUUCAUAGAGUAAUCCUGUUUUUCCACAAAAUGGAGAAAGAUAUAAGAAUCAAUUACCUUUUCACUAGAAUCAUCAAGCUUAUAUUUGUCGAGCUCUAUUGUACUCACACCGCGGCCUGUAUCUUCUAUUACUUGGCUACGACGUUGCCUGCUUCUCAAGAAGGGUACACUUGGAUUGGAAGCUUGAAAUUGGGAGAUUAUAGUUACUCAAAGUUUAGAGAUAUCGAUCUUUGGACUCGAUACACUACUUCUAUGUACUUUGCUGUUGUCACUAUGGCAACUGUUGGUUAUGGAGAUAUACACGCGGUUAAUAUGCGGGAAAUGAUUUUCGCGAUGGUCUACAUUUCAUUCGACAUGAUUCUAGGCGCUUACUUGAUCGGUAACAUGACAGCUUUGAUUGUGAAAGGUUCGAAAACAGAGAGAUUCCGGGAUAAGAUGGCGGAUAUUAUGCGGUAUAUGAACCGAAACAAACUCGGUAGAAACAUUCGUAGUCAGAUCACUGGACAUUUGCGGUUGCAGUACGAAAGUAGCUACACUGAGGCAGCUGUUCUUCAAGACAUACCUGUCUCUAUCCGCGCUAAGAUUGCACAAACUUUAUACUUGCCAUAUAUUGAUAAAGUUCCUCUCUUUCGCGGGUGCUCAUCUGAAUUCAUUAACCAGAUUGUUAUAAGACUUCAUGAAGAAUUCUUUCUCCCUGGAGAAGUUAUUAUGGAACAAGGAAGCGUUGUUGAUCAACUCUACUUCGUUUGUCACGGUGUAUUGGAAGAGAUAGGUACAGCUAAAGAUGGUUCUGAAGAAAUAGUGGCACUUCUACAACCAGAUCAUUCUUUUGGAGAGGUUUCAAUCCUUUGCAAUAUUCCUCAGCCUUACACGGUUCGAGUUUCCGAGCUGUGUCGGAUUCUAAGGCUAGAUAAACAAUCUUUUACGAACAUUCUCGAGAUAUAUUUCCACGAUGGACGGAGAAUUCUCAACAAUUUACUUCAAGGGAAAGAAUCAAAUGUACGGAUUAAGCAAUUGGAAUCCGAUAUAACCUUUCAUAUUAGUAAACAAGAGGCAGAGCUAGCUUUGAAGUUGAAUAGCGCGGCUUUCUACGGUGAUCUUUACCAGCUCAAGAGUUUGAUUCGAGCUGGAGCUGACCCGAAUAAGACCGAUUAUGACGGUAGAUCGCCUUUGCAUCUUGCAGCCUCUAGAGGAUAUGAAGACAUUACAUUAUAUCUUAUUCAAGAAUCAGUAGAUGUAAAUAUAAAAGAUAAAUUAGGUAACACACCGUUACUUGAUGCAAUCAAGAACGGUAAUGAUCGUGUGGCGGCUUUGCUCGUGAAAGAAGGUGCUACGUUGAACAUAGAGAGCGCGGGGACUUUCCUUUGCACGGUGGUUGCGAAAGGAGACAGCGAUUUCCUCAGACGGCUUCUAAAUAACGGAAUUGAUCCUAAUUCUAAAGAUUAUGAUCACAGGACACCUCUUCAUGUUGCUUCCUCUGAAGGAUUGUAUCUCUUGGCAAUGCAAUUAGUAGAAGCAAGUGCAAAUGUUCUUGCAAAAGACAGAUGGGGAAAUACUCCUCUAGAUGAAGCCUUGGGUUGUGGGAACAAGAUGUUGAUAAAAUUACUCCAAGAUGCUAAGAAUUCUCAAAUCUCUUCGUUUCCGAGUAGCUCCAAAGAGCUUAAAGAUAAAGUGUAUAAGAAGAAAUGUACAGUGUAUUCUUCACAUCCCAAUGACGCGAAAGAGAAGAGAAGACGCGGAAUUGUAUUGUGGGUGCCUCGAAGCAUCGAGGAGCUUGUAAGAACUGCAGCGGAACAGCUGAAUGUUCCGGAAGCUUCUUGUGUAUUAUCUGAAGAUGAAGAGUAUUUAGAAACAGAGUAA